Lampris incognitus (smalleye Pacific opah) is the source of this 1036-nucleotide messenger RNA. RefSeq lists its product as uncharacterized. Lineage: Eukaryota; Metazoa; Chordata; Actinopteri; Lampriformes; Lampridae. The record is from RefSeq and is a predicted model, not a curated record. The transcript has 6 exons. Bases 199 to 963 code for a protein of 254 amino acids.
CGAGAUACCAUGUUUUAGGGGGUCUUUAAUUUUUCAAAUGCAGUUAUUUGUCAUAUUAUUUCUAUAUCAGACAUUUAGCAGGUGUUUCUCUCCAGAGCAACUGGGCUGCGACGCUUGUUUGAUGGAUGUCAACGAAGUAAAGCUGUGGAGGGAAUCGCUUGAGGGGGAAGCGGGGAGGUGGGCUAAGCGUUGACUGGAAUGCAUGGACAAGAAGAUUCUACCCGGCGCUGGUGGGAAAGCAGGUCACCUCUGUGUCCCUGUGGACAGCUGGGGACCCUGGGCUCAGGGCUGCCGGGGUGCUGGGAAAAUGUAAGGGAAGAAAGGGUGGGCGUGGGACAGCGUGCCCUGGCAGGAGGGCAUCCUGCUGUUGGUUGCUACACAACAGGGCCCAUCGACUGGUGCAGGACACAGAUGGACCACACACGUGAUCUAGACUCUCAGUGUGACUCAACACCAAGCUCUUCCUGCCUUCACACAUACACAGCAUGUGAAGGUGGUCAUAACUGCACCUCCCAGAGUCGGCAUUGCAGUUGGGGACCUUCCCUUGCUCUGAUCCAAACAGACAUCCCAGGUCCCUUCAACUACACGGCGCCGGAGGGUCCUGAUCCGUGGGCAGUCGGCGGGCCCUCAGUCCAUCGGCCUGUAACAGCCCUAGGAACAGAUGGCGGCGACUCAUCACAGUAUCUCAUUGGCUGUUGUCACCAAUUGGAUCCGUGCACCGAGUCCCAGGGUUGUGUGUGUGUUUAUGGGCAGGGCAGAACAGGGAGAUUGAGUCACUGCUGGGGCGUACCCCCACUCUAUUAUGAUGGAGGGAGCAGGGCCAUGAUAGUUGGGAUAGAGGUGGACAUAGUAGAAGAGGUAGCCAUUGAAAACACUGAGAUGCUUGAAGUUAUAUCGGAUGGAUCAUUCACACAAGAUCUACUGAAUGUUGUGAUGCAUGAUGGCCAUUUGCUCCCAAUGUGAGCAAAAACUAACAUUGAAGGCUUUUUUUUCACAAACUAGUCUCGAUUUGUGUUUGUGGUCUAUAUUUUGUAAU